Chaetomium globosum CBS 148.51 is the source of this 1095-nucleotide messenger RNA. RefSeq lists its product as uncharacterized. Gene Ontology annotation, cellular component: cytosol; peroxisomal matrix. Gene Ontology annotation, biological process: protein import into peroxisome matrix. Bases 1 to 1095 code for a protein of 364 amino acids. The record is from RefSeq and is a predicted model, not a curated record. Gene Ontology annotation, molecular function: protein binding. NCBI's taxonomy places the organism in Eukaryota, Fungi, Ascomycota, Sordariomycetes, Sordariales, Chaetomiaceae. The transcript has 2 exons.
AUGGCGUCCAUGCUCGAAUUCCGCACACCGGGCUUCAACCCGUACGCGGUCAAGUACUCGCCCUACUACGACUCCCGCCUCGCCGUUUCUGCCUCUGCCAACUACGGUAUAGUCGGUAAUGGCCGCCUCUUCGUCCUCGGUCUGGGUCCUGCCGGCAUCCAGCUCGAGAAGGGCUUCGACACCAACGAUGCCCUCUACGAUUUGGCCUGGUCCGAGAUCAACGAGAACCAGUUGGUAGUGGCCUGCGGCGAUGGUUCGCUCAAGCUGUUCGACCUGACCGCGCCCGGCGAUUUCCCCGUCAUGAACUUUAACGAGCACAACCGCGAGGCCUUUUCCGUUUGCUGGAACCCCAUUGCAAAAGAUAGCUUCAUCUCAAGCUCCUGGGACGGCACCAUCAAAAUCUGGUCCCCCUCACGCCCAACCUCGCUUAAAACCCUCCCCGUCGGCAAUUGCACGUACUCGGCCGCCUUCUCGCCCACCAACCCCUCCAUAAUCUCGUGCGUCUCCUCCGACUCGCACAUCCGCAUCUUCGACCUGCGCAGCCCAGUAUCUGCCAAGUACCACCUCACCACCGUGAUCCCGGCGCACGCCCCGCCACAAACCAGCGACCCGACCGCCCCGCUCCCACUCCUCUCAACCGGCCAAACCUUCGCGGGGGCGGUGCCGGCCGAGAUCCUGACGCACGACUGGAACAAGUACCGCGACACGGUGAUCGCGACGGGGGGCGUGGACCGGCUGAUCCGCACCUUCGACCUGCGCAACCCGCGCGCGGGGCCAGCUUCCGUCCUCCCGGGCCACGAGUACGCCGUGCGCCGCCUCGCGUGGAGUCCGCACGCCAGCGACGUGCUCGCCAGCGCCAGCUACGACAUGACGGUGCGCGUGUGGUCUGACGGCUCGCCCGCCCACCAGCAGCAGCCCCAGCCCCAGCCCAACACCAUCCCCGUCGGCACGCAGCUCGGCGUCAUGAACCGCCACGCCGAGUUCGCCACGGGCGUCGACUGGUGCCUGUUUGGCACCGGCGGCUGGCUGGCCUCGGCCGGCUGGGACCAGCGAGUGCUGGUGUGGGACGCCCAUACCCUGUUAAGAGGGGGGUGA